AUGUCUAAAUGGGAGUAUAAUGCAAAACUCUUUCUUGAUGUAAGUUUCCAACUGGUUUCUUGCUAUCUAGACUCGAAUCUUCGAUGGAACUCAUGCUUAUUCUGUUUAGAAUUACAAAACCGCUUGUGAGGUCUAUGGUUCAGAUGGUCUCACAUGGCUGGCGGUCGGAAUCCCAGCUCAGAAGAGGAUAGCUGCUGUUCAUUUUGUCCCCAAGGAUGCUGAAGCCAUCGUGGCCGCUGCUGCUAUCGUCAAGUCCGUUUAUCCGCCUCCAGUCGAGCUUCUUGGAGCGGAGACGGCAACAGAAGGAAUUCCACAAUUUUCGAGCUUGAAAUUUUCUUGGUCGCUUCUGAAGGGGAUUUCCGCUCAAAAGCUGGCUCAACGAUUAGUUAGCGUCAAACAUUCCGACACUCUCGCGGUUCCUGUUGAAGAUAGUGUUUGUAGAGUCAAGAUUCCAGUCAAGUUGAGUGAGCUCGAUGGGAAAUCAGUUGAAGACUCUGUUUCUUUGCAAAUUCAACGAAUUUACAAGAAUUUGGAUAAUUUAUCGCUGAUACAUAAGGAAACCAAUAAUACUCUGAAGUCAGAUGGAAAAGGAAACUCUUUGAAAGCGAAGGAUCAAAAGAAGGAGCAAGUGGCCUUGAGAGUUCAUGAAUUUAGUAUUCAAGAAGAUCAGUUGGCGCAGAUUUCGAAUGGACUUGAAGGAACAGGUAAGAUUUUGACCUUUUUCUUGGUUUUUAGGCAUCAAGCUGGCGUAGGGGAAGACAGACGACGAGUCCUUGAGUUUUCCUUCUUUUCAGACUUGAAAUCAACAUCUACUGUUGAAUACGAGCUUCCAAUCGUCUUACGGGUCCACAAUGACAUCUCCGACUCUGAUUUAGUGAAACUUAUCGUCGAAUCAACAAAACGGCUGUUGCAUCAAUUGGAGAAUAUUAUCAAGACAAAGGUAGGAGGUUGCAUUUUCAAGAAUUGGUGGAUUUUUAGUCUUUUUACGAGAUAUUUCUAUUAAAUAUAUUGUUUUAGGCAUCACUGAUACCAAUCGAAGUUCUUUACUUUAACUUGUCGGGUAGUCCUGCUUCUGUUGCCAUUGUAGUCCCGAAAGAAGGGCGAGAAGGCCAAAUUGAAAGGAUUUCGAAGCCUUUGAACCGGCCGGCAAGAGAUUUUGGUGCAACAAAAGAUUUGAAACUACUUUCUCGACCUCUGGAAAACGGAUUGUUGGCAAAUCCACACGAAUUCCUUAAAGGUGAGACUUUUUUGGAUGUUUUUGAAGUUUAGAAAGGUAUUUGGCAUAUGUUUACAUAUAUUUUUUUCUUCAGUUUCUCCAAUCGGACAGGUGGCGACAGUCUUGGGUCGGUAUGAUUACCAUCAUUAUAUGCAAGAUAAUUUCGAUGACUCCGGAUGGGGAUGCGCUUACAGAUCAUUCCAGACGGUAUUUUCUUGGCUAAGGCUGCAAGGAUUUACUGAUAAACCGGUCCCAAGUCAUAAGGACAUCCAAGAGGUAGGAUAAGAUCAGAUUUUACCUAAAAUAAUAUUAAAAUUGAUUUUUUCGUGUGAAAUUUGAAUUGAAAUUAUAUUAAUAAAGUUUGUUUCAGUGUCUAGUUGAGAUUGGAGACAAGCCGGCGAGUUUUGUGGGGUCGAAAAAAUGGAUUGGGUCGAUGGAAUUGAGCUUUUGUUUGAGUCAAAUGCUCGGAAUUGAAUCAAAAGUUUUGACGACAAACUCCGGCACAGAAAUUGCCGAGCACGCCAGAACCUUGAUCUUUCAUUUUGAGAAUCAUGGAGCUCCUGUUAUGAUUGGUAAGGGCAUUUUUUAUAUUAUACUUGAUAUUAAGACUAUCCCUAAUUUUUUAAAAUUUCUAGGCGGAGGAAUGCUUGCUCAUACCAUUCUGGGUGUCGAUUACAACACAAAAAGUGCUGAAUGCAAAUAUCUGGUGCUAGAUCCACAUUACACGGGCGAUGAGAACCUCCAAACAGUCCUAAAUGGAGGCUGGUGCGCAUGGAAAACAGCCGAUUUCUGGAAGAAGGGCGAUUUCUACAAUCUUUUAUUGCCUCAGACUGAAACAAAGUAG
Molecule: messenger RNA, 2060 nt
Organism: Bursaphelenchus xylophilus (pine wood nematode)
Lineage: Eukaryota; Metazoa; Nematoda; Chromadorea; Rhabditida; Aphelenchoididae
Source: the annotation of a GenBank genome assembly